This is a messenger RNA of Bombyx mandarina (wild silkworm), 1350 nucleotides long. RefSeq lists its product as uncharacterized. Gene Ontology annotation, molecular function: nucleic acid binding; lipase activity; serine hydrolase activity. Lineage: Eukaryota; Metazoa; Arthropoda; Insecta; Lepidoptera; Bombycidae. The record is from RefSeq and is a predicted model, not a curated record. Gene Ontology annotation, biological process: DNA integration; lipid catabolic process.
UAUUAUUAUAGUGGCAUCGGUCCCCUCCUCGUGGCUAGAAGACGUUGGCGACAGUUCAGUUAACGCACCAGUGUCGGGACGAACUGCAAGGAUGGCGUACGGUACGCAUCUGUUUUACGCGACUAUUGUAGUAAUAGUGUUACUCUUACGAGAUACGGAGACACAACGGGAACGUCCACCAAACCCGAUAAAGGAAGCCCUGUAUUUACACAGCGACUCGUUCAACGCGUCGUUCGAAGACUGCAUAUGGAGGCGGGAGUGGGAACCCUGUCCAGACCCAGCAGUCAAACUACACUUGUACACAGAAGCGGAGCCCGUUAAAAGAGUGGUUGAUCUGUUCAGCGAGGACUGGUUGCGGCAGAGCGGUUGGGAACCAUCUCAUGAGACGAUUCUCCUGAUUCACGGAUACGCUGGUGGUGAUGACACAUUGCCGAUUGCUGUACUGCGGGAUGCAUAUAUUCGUCGCGGAGGCUACAACGUGCUUAUGUUAGACUGGGGCUCGCUUUGUCAGCCCCCGUGCUACGUCGCAGCGGUCCACAAUCUGAGACCUGUUGCUCGAUGCGCUGCCGAGGCACUGGGCACUCUGAGACGCGCCGGCUUGAGGCCAGACCGAUUAACGUGCGUGGGACACUCGUUGGGUGCACAUAUGUGUGGCAUCAUUGCUAACUUCCUUACGUUCCGGCUAAACAGAAUUAUAGGUUUGGAUCCAGCCCGACCUUUAAUUCGGUCCGCCCCUGCCCUACGGUUGGACCCCGGGGAUGCGCGCGCCGUCCACGUGCUCCAUACUAACGCAGGUCGCUAUGGUGAAGGCGCCAGGCUUGGGCACGCUGACUUCUGUCUUAACGGGGGACGCAGUCAACCAUACUGCGAGGAUACGCCAAACGAAGCGUUAUGCAGCCACAUCUGGUCAGUCUGCUAUCAGGCGGAAAGUCUGUUCCGUUCUCGUAGCGCAGUUCCAUGCGGCCGGCGUUGUUCAGUCCGCGUCCCGCCAGGACGUGCGCAAGCUCUGCCCGUGCCGGUCGGGCAGCCUGCGCCCAUGACUGCAUCAGGCGCAUACUGUUUAGAAGACGACACUAUACCGUUCUGCCCUCACACGUCGGGACUGUUGGAAGGUGACACACGCUGUUGCCUAGACGAGCAGUACGCAGCCGCGGCCACUAGCCCGCCGGCGCCGGUACGGAAGCGACCACGCCCCAUCGUCAGGCUUAGAGCGAGCAGAGUCAAACUAGGCGUCCACGAUACUUUAGAAUGAUACGCCGAUUCUGACGAUUUAAUUUUAAUUCUAAAGAAGCCUGUUAAUUUUUUUAUUGCUUCAAUAGGUGGACGAACUCAGGGACCAUCAGUGUGCUU